Messenger RNA from Monopterus albus (swamp eel), 1381 nucleotides. The record is from the annotation of a RefSeq genome assembly. Lineage: Eukaryota; Metazoa; Chordata; Actinopteri; Synbranchiformes; Synbranchidae.
GUGUUAAAAAUUCUUAUUCCAACCCUCCUCCUCAUUCCAACCUCCUGACUUGCCAAAGCCAAAUGACUAUGGCCAACCACUCUCCUCCAUAGUUUCAUUAUCACACUAUUCAGUCUCGCCUGGCUGAAAAACACCUCCGAAACAAACUGAUCUACGCUUAACCCCUACAUAGCAACAGACCCCCUAUCUUCCCCACUUUUGACCCUCACUUGUUGGCUACUCCCCCUGAUAAUUCUCGCUAGCCAAAAUCACCUUGCACAAGACCCCCUUGUACGACAACGCAUCUAUAUUACCCUACUAGUGACCCUUCAACUCUCCCUGAUUAUAGCUUUUGCUGCUACUGAGCUCACCAUAUUCUAUGUUAUAUUUGAAACAACUUUAAUCCCAACACUUAUCCUCAUCACACGAUGGGGCAACCAGAUAGAACGCCUCAAUGCCGGAACAUACUUUUUGUUUUAUACCUUAGCCAGCUCUCUCCCCCUCUUAAUUACCCUCUUAGCUUUACAAAAUAAAACGGGUACCCUAUCCCUACUGAUUAUUCAACUAUUAGGUCCAAUCCCUAUCUCCCCCUAUGUCAACAUUAUUUGAUGAACCACCUCUCUCCUGGCCUUCUUAGUAAAGAUGCCUCUCUAUGGGGUCCACCUCUGACUCCCCAAAGCCCACGUAGAGGCCCCAAUCGCAGGCUCAAUAAUCCUUGCCGCCGUCUUAUUAAAGCUAGGCGGUUACGGAAUGAUACGAAUGAUACUAAUUCUUAGCCCCCUAGCCAAAGAACUAUGCUACCCAUUUAUUAUUCUAGCCCUAUGAGGAGUACUUAUAACUAGCUCAAUUUGCCUUCGCCAAACUGACCUUAAAUCACUAAUUGCUUAUUCCUCUGUAAGCCACAUAGGCCUUGUCGCUGCAGCUAUCCUCAUCCAAACCCCCUGAGGCCUUACCGGAGCCCUCAUCCUUAUAAUUGCCCAUGGCCUCACCUCUUCCGCCCUAUUCUGCCUAGCAAAUACUAAUUACGAACGCACCCACAGCCGCACAAUAAUCCUUACUCGGGGCUCACAAAUAAUCCUACCUUUAAUAGCAACAUGAUGAUUAAUCACCUGUUUAGCUAACCUCGCCCUACCCCCACUCCCUAACCUCAUAGGAGAACUAAUCAUUAUCUCAGCCCUACUUGGCUGGUCAUGAUGAACUAUUAUCUUUACUGGGGCAGGGGCACUAAUUACUGCCACCUACUCCCUCUACAUAUACCUAAUAACCCAACGAGGGCCAGUCCCAAACCAUAUAAUCUCAAUAAACCCCUCUCACUCACGAGAGCACUUACUACUCACCCUCCACCUCUUACCCCUCCUCCUCCUAGUCUUUAAGCCUACGACUAUCUGAGGGUCGGCCUACU